This is a messenger RNA of Prosopis cineraria, 1842 nucleotides long. RefSeq lists its product as uncharacterized. Gene Ontology annotation, biological process: charged-tRNA amino acid modification. Lineage: Eukaryota; Viridiplantae; Streptophyta; Magnoliopsida; Fabales; Fabaceae. Gene Ontology annotation, cellular component: cytoplasm. Gene Ontology annotation, molecular function: tRNA adenosine(64)-2'-O-ribosylphosphate transferase activity. The record is from RefSeq and is a predicted model, not a curated record.
GCGCGCGUGCACACACACAACCCUACGUGCAGAACUUGUAGAAAGUACAAACUGUUUUCGCCAAUUCGGCGACUGGCCAUCGGAGACACAAGAAGUCGGGCAUGAUGGAGGAAGGGACGAAGCUAAGCAUUUAUAGGGCAGUGAGAACCAUAAAGCGAAGAGAUAAUACUCUCUACAAUGCAUUGAGAUCGAUAUACGAGGACUCCAUUUUCGUAGGUGAGAUCAAUCAGCUAUGGCCUGAUCUCCCUCUUCUCGCCAACCUUCGUUGCGGUCUCUGGUACUUCCCUAGAUUCCACUCCACCUGUUACUUCAAGUCCACUGAUGGCCACACCAAUAAUUGGUCCUUCAACACCUCUCGUCUCAAUCUCCAUGUUGCUCACCUCGCAGGACAGAAGGGAGGUUGUUUCAUUGUUGAUUCCACCCGGAGGGGAAAGAGGUUUCCGGAUAGCAUGUCAAAAACAAUACCUAUGUGGGCAUGUGUUUUGAAUCGAGCGAUCAGGGACUUCAGGAAGAAAUUUCAUGAUGAAGAUACUUCAACCAAUGGGGAUUCAAGCGCUUAUGAUCAGCAUCAUGAGAUUAUGGGAGAGUUGUCCCUUGACUGGGAUUGUUCCUUGCAUCUUCCUCUGUGGGUUUCCGAAACUGAGAAAUCUUCCAUUGAGGAGCGCCUUGAAGAAUGGACUGAAAGGUUGAAAGAAAGUCGAGCUGAUAUUGCUUCCCUUUCAGCAUGCUUGAAGAAGCCCUUACGCCCUCUGUGGAUUUCACAGAGAACUCUCAUAUGGAUAAAUGAAGUUCCCCACCAUGAUUCUUGGGAUUUUACACCCAUCAUACUAGUGUCUGCGUCUUCCUCAACUGGCAUAAGUCAGCAUAGGACUACCUCUGAGUUUAGCUGGAGUUAUAUACCGGGUGGAGAUGAUGAAGAAAGUUGGGAGGGUUUAUCUCCUAAUCUUUUUUGGAAUGAUGUCUAUGAUAUUAUAAACUCUGGUCCUGAUGUGUGUAAUCAGAAAGUUUCAGAUAUAGUUGAGAAGAGCAGAGUAUAUCGUUCUUACAGAGGAGAGAAUGCCCCUCAGAUCACAGUCAAGUCUCUCAAACCAUCCACUCUAUCACAUGAUGAAUUGUCUGUAUCUUCUGAUAUUUCAAACAUAAAUUUUGAUAUGUCAAGGUCUUCUGAUGAAGAUUCUACAAUAUCUUGGCUAGGUUCAACCAAUCUGUCUGUUGGAACUUCUCAACGUGCUGCAGAAGUGCCUGAUGUUGAUUGCAUAUUGAAUUGUGAUCAUGAGUCCAUUUCUGUCCCUCUUCGAGUUGAAGAAGCACAUCUGCAUCUUCCCAUAGUUAGUUCAAAAUAUGAUCGGUUUUCCUUGAUAAACAAUCUUCCUUCUGCGAUGAGCUUUGCAAAGUUGAAUCUAAGUGAAGGGAAGAGACUUCUGGUUUGCUGUGCUAACGGGGAAGAUAUUAGUGUAUGCGUUUGUUUAGCAUUUUCAUCAUUAUUCAAUGAGGAAGGUAAGUAUGAUGGUGGAAAGUCUUUCAGUGAGACCCGUAUCACCAAAUUGGAGAUGAGGCGGCGACUUGUGUAUAUCUGCAAGUUUGUAACAAAUGCAAGACCUUCCAGGGGAAAUUUGAGACAGGUUUUUAAUUUCCUUGCCGGUCUCACUUCUCAACAACCAUCAAAUGACUGCAAUUAGCCAUUCCUUUUCAAGAGCUGUUAGUUUUAGCAUGAUGAUGGCGGUCUAUAUUAGAUUAUGCAAAACUAGAUCUUGUCUGAAUUUAGAAGUUCUUGUUUAUGACUCUUUAAACAGUGUAGCUUUCAAUAAUUUAUAUACAAUGGCUCGUGUAUUCUUUCUUUCA